CUAUUCCAUGUCUCUCUCUAGCUGCCCUGAUUCUAAAAGGUCAGGGAUGAAGCAGUUGUCAGCCGAAACUGUCCGUCUCCUUUCAAGUUCUCAGGUGAUUACAUCAGUUGUCAGUGUAGUGAAAGAGCUGAUAGAAAAUUCUUUGGAUGCCAAUGCUACAAGUAUCGAUGUUAAACUGGAGAAUUAUGGGUUUGAUAAGAUAGAAGUGCGAGACAAUGGAGAUGGAAUCAAAGCAGCAGAUGUUCCAGUUAUGGCAAUUAAGCACUAUACCUCAAAGAUAAGUUGCCCUGAGGAUCUUGAACACUUGACAACAUAUGGCUUCCGUGGGGAAGCCUUAGGAUCAGUUUGCUGCAUAUCUGAGGUUGUGAUCACAACAAAGACCUCUGUAGAUGACUUUAGCACUCAGUAUUUUUUGGAUAGCAGUGGGCAUGUAGCUUCUCAAAAGCCUUCUCAUCUUGGUCAAGGUACAACAGUAACUGUCCUGAAGCUGUUUAAGAAUCUUCCAGUAAGAAAACAAUUUUAUUCAACAGCUAAAAAAUGUAAGGAUGAACUAAAAAAAAUUCAAGAUCUUCUAAUGGCAUAUGGCAUUAUAAAACCAGAACUUCGGAUAAUCUUAACACAUAACAAGGCAGUUACUUGGCAAAAGACCAGAGUGUCAGAUCACAAAAUGGCCUUUAUGUCAGUUCUGGGAACAGCCGUUAUGGGCAGUAUGGUACCUUUUCAACACUGCUGUGAAGAUCCUGAGAUAUCUCUUUCUGGAUUUCUUCCAAAACUUGAUUCAGACAAGUCUUUGACAAGUCUUUCAAGUUCAGAAAGGAGUUUUAUUUUUAUAAACAAUCGGCCAGUACAUCAGAAGGAAAUAUUGAAGUUAGUUCGACAGUACUAUAAUCUGAAGUCUCAGAAAGAUUCCUCUCGUUUGUACCCUGUGUUCUUUAUUAAAAUUACUAUACCUGCUUCUGCUGUGGAUGUGAACUUAACACCUGAUAAAACUCAGGUCUUACUGCAUAAUAAGGAAUCUGUUCUUCUUGCUGUUGAAAAUGUGCUGAUAUCACUAUAUGGGCCACUACCUGCUGCAGUAUCUUGUGAAACUAAUAAAACAGAUGUUACCUCAGUGGAUGUGUUUGAUAAAACAGAACAAACAGAUGUGCUUGUUAAUGAAGUGGAACCAUCUGGAAACAAUUAUCUGCAUGCUCAUACUUCACUUCUUUCCUUCAAUAAUGGCAUGCAAAAUGGUCAAGCAGGAAAAAACACAGAAGUCUGCUUAAAGCAUCAAACACUGUGUAGCAAUAGCACUCAUGGCAUCCUUAAUAAGGGAGAGCUUUCUGGAUCUGAUAUGCCCCAGAGUGAUACAAAUCAAGACAGUUCCAUGAAUAAUGUAUCGUGCAAGGAGAGUCCAAAUAGAUAUAUAGUAACUUCUGCCCUAGAUGGCAGUACACUAACAGAUACUCAGUGCAUAAAUGCUAGUGAGCAUCUUUUGAGAGCAGAUCACUGUAAUGAAAUAGGAAGAAGUGAUGAAAUUGCAGUCCCUAAAGAUUUACCUAACAUCUCUGCUGAUAACUGGAGUAUGGGGCAUGCACUUAAAAAUGACAUGGGAGAGAACCUAGAGCCUGUAAAAAUUUUGAUGCCUGAAAUUGGAAGAGUAACAAAUCAUGAACAAAAUGAAAACACUGAUGAUCAAAACCAAGAUCAGCAGAGCCCAAAUCAAAGUACAAAAAAACCUAAUGUGGUAAAUGAUAAACUGGGACAGAUAGUGGCCUAUGAUUUAAUUAGUAGUCAAAUAAUAAGGAAACCCAAGUCAGCAAUUGCUCUUUUCACCCAAGAAUAUCGUUCUAAAUUGUUAAAUGAUAACCCAAAGGCCAACGUGGAGGAAUUGAUGCUGAAAAUUGAAGAAAAAUGGGAGAAACUGAAUGGAGAGGAGAAAAAGAAGUAUGAAGAGAAAGCUGCUAAGGAUCUGGAACGAUAUGACAGACAGACAAAGAAAGCUGUGGAACAGAAAAUGCCACGGUCAACGAAGGACACAGAUAAAAGGCAAAAGCUCAGACUGAAGGCUUCUCUCUCCAACCAGCAAAAUCUUGACAAAAUGUUUCAUUCUCAAACUGAAAAGAAACAGAAAUCCAGCGAGCCUGUGAAAAUUGUUCAAGUGCCCUUCUCAAUGAAUUCUUUCAAACAUAAACUUCAGAGGCAUGAGGAGAGCAAUUUGGAUAAACAUGAGCUUUACCUGAUCCGUCGUCUGAGUUUUCCUGAUGUUUGGAUAAUGGCUUCUGAAAAAAAUAUAAUGUUACUGAACCCAUAUAGAGUGGAAGAAGCCCUUCUGUAUAAAAAGUUACUGAUGAAUCAUAAACUUCCUGUAGAGACCCUGGACAAACCAAUUGCAUUAACAGACAGUCUUUUUAGUGGAGUUCAUUAUAUGAACACACUCAAGAGUUUGUCAAAGGAUUGUCAAAGAUUCAGUGGAUCAAUUUACUUAAUGGAUCCAAGGCUUGUAGCAAAUGGAUUUAGGAUAAAAGUAAUACCAGGAGUUGGAGCUACAGAAAACCAGAUGGAAAUAGAAGGAAUGGCUAAUUGUAUGCCAUACUACGGUGUAUCUGAUUUAAAAGAAAUUCUGAAUGCUAUGAUAAAUAAAAAUGCUAAAGAAGUAUUUGAGUGUAGACCUCUUAAAGUGAUAAAUUAUUUGGAGGGAGAAGCAGUGCGUCUGGUUCGGCAGCUACCUUUACAUUUGUCAAAAGAGGAUGUAGAGAACACAAUUCACAGGAUGAAGCAAGAGCUUGGAAAUGAAAACAAAGGCUGCGUUCAUGGUCGUCCGCUAUUUCAUCAUUUAACAGAUAUUCCAGAAGUUAAGUAACAAGCACAAAUCCAAGGAAAGUUACUCAGUAAAGUGGAAAAUUUUGUUUGACUUCAUAUUUCUGCUCCUUAAUUUUCACCAGUACUCUGUAUUGUACAAAGCAUUUGUAUUCUGAUCUUGACUGUUUACUUUUUGCUUGGUUUGGUUGGGGGGUUUAUAUUUUUGUUGUUUUAUUUUUAUGUUCAACUACUAUUUGAAAACUGAAAAUGGAUUAUAAAUAUUGUAUAGAAACUGUCAUUUGGAGCAACUUGUAAUUAUUUUUUCCGCUAACAGUUUAAUAAAAAAGUGUUUGCAACUGG
This is a messenger RNA of Alligator mississippiensis (American alligator), 3141 nucleotides long. RefSeq names its product PMS1 homolog 1, mismatch repair system component (gene PMS1). Gene Ontology annotation, biological process: mismatch repair. Gene Ontology annotation, cellular component: MutLalpha complex. Bases 8 to 2842 code for a protein of 944 amino acids. Lineage: Eukaryota; Metazoa; Chordata; Crocodylia; Alligatoridae. The record is from RefSeq and is a predicted model, not a curated record. The transcript is spliced from 12 exons. Gene Ontology annotation, molecular function: ATP binding; ATP hydrolysis activity; ATP-dependent DNA damage sensor activity.